AUGAGCCAAGGAGCAAAUAUCUUAGGCUUUGGUGGUCAUCGAGCACUUGGUAUUUCUGGAAGUAGCGGUGGAGUUGGAAUAAGUGGUAGGUUAACUCCGCAUUUAAAUCCUAUCGAUUUAGUUCCACACCCUGUUUUUCCACCUCCAAUGCCUCCACCACGUCGUCGGCCAAGGCCACGACCAAGACCUCGACCUUCUCCGCCCUCACCAGAGGAAGAAUUCUGGCAGGUACCAGAAUCUCCUAGCCCACAAGAGGGACAGGAGUCUUGGCAGACAACGAUAACUCCUUCACUACCUGAGCAUGAAAUAUGGCAGAUACCGUCGCAACGACAAGGCCAGAUAGGGAUGGGUCAGGAAGUGGGACCUCCUCAAAGAGUGAUGCCAACCCCAGUUGUGCCACCUCAAGGAGCGAUACCCCGACCUCACAGAAUAACAACAGAAGGAGGAGUUGGUCCGGGUACGGCUUUAUAA
Strongylus vulgaris is the source of this 471-nucleotide messenger RNA. The record is from the annotation of a GenBank genome assembly. Lineage: Eukaryota; Metazoa; Nematoda; Chromadorea; Rhabditida; Strongylidae.